Choloepus didactylus (southern two-toed sloth) is the source of this 7447-nucleotide messenger RNA. RefSeq names its product cell cycle regulator of NHEJ (gene CYREN). The transcript is spliced from 4 exons. Lineage: Eukaryota; Metazoa; Chordata; Mammalia; Pilosa; Megalonychidae. The coding region runs from base 492 to 956 and encodes 154 amino acids. Gene Ontology annotation, cellular component: nucleus; cytoplasm. The record is from RefSeq and is a predicted model, not a curated record. Gene Ontology annotation, biological process: double-strand break repair via nonhomologous end joining; negative regulation of double-strand break repair via nonhomologous end joining.
GUGCGGAGGCCGCGCGGGAGCCGGGAACGCGCCGGGGCCGGGGCGGGCGGCGCAGGUAGGCGCGGGGCCUGGCCGCCGGGCUUUGAGAGCCGGGCGACCAGUCUCCACAACCGCCCCGAAGCCCCCUCCCUCGCCGGCUGCGCCGUGCCGGCCCCGCUCCAGAAGCCAAAAAGGUCGCGCAAGACAAAGUGACCGAAAACCCGGGAGAGAAGCAAAGCAAGUGCGCCUGGCCGGAGGAGCGCGCAGACCCGGGGCUGGGUACGGCCCGCGGCCGCCGGAGGCAGAAAUAACGGGGCAUGGCCUGUUCUUGCCUCCUUGGGUAGCUGCAGUUUGGGUCAUCCAGCGAGGCCGCAGGAACUAAGGAUUGAAACCCAUUCAGAUCAAACAAGCCUACAAUUCUCAGUGUGACAAGAGUGGGAUUUGCUGUCCUGAAAUAGGAAAGCAAGUCAUUAACCUUGGACCCUCCAGCCUCUUCAUGAGAGACUAGACAGAUGGAAAUCUUCAACUCUGGGGAUAAAAAGAGGGUCCUUCCCACGUGGAUGACCGCCCAGGUGGCUGAGAAGAGAGCAGUGUUGGGGAAGACCCCUAAAAGGAGGAGAAUGGCAGCGGUGACAGUGGCAGCAGUAAGACUUCCUACAGUCAAGACCGUGUACUGCAUGAAUGAAGCGGAAAUUGUAGAUGUUGCUCUGGGGGUCCUGAUCGAGGGCCGCCAACAGGAAAAGCCCUUGGAGCAGAGCUCUCUGGCAGGAUCUGAUAAGCUGGAGCUCUCCCCUACGCACUGUGUGUCACCGAGUCCUCCGGGGAGCAGAAGUGAGGACGAGGACAAUGGGAGAGAAGCCCUUCCCCCAAGCCUCUGCCCUUCCCAGGGGUCCGAGGCUUCCAGCUCUGCCUGUAGCAGAAGCCCUAAGGAGGAUGAGGAUGUGUUAAAGUAUGUCAGGGAGAUAUUUUUCAGCUGAGGGAACAAACCAUUCAUAGGACAUUCUGCUGAGAGCAGCUGAAGACAGCAGGGCCUCCCCUCCCUCUCUGGGGGUGUCCCAAGGGUGCCGAUGGGGCUUUCUGUGUUCUCAGCUUUAUGUCUCCCUGGCUGGGCAGGUUCAUCCCAGAGCAAUGCUUCGGGCAUUGGGUGCUGCCUUUUUGAGUGUGUGAACUGAGUUCUCAUUAGAAUUCAUCCCUGUUUGCACUGUGCCCUCUCCCAGCCCAGAGGGUCUGGAAUCCAAGAGUCUGUUUUAUUCAGUAUUCAGGUUUCAGAAAAAAUGGUGGUCAAACUUACUGGAACCAGACAGUCAAUUUUUAAAGAGAAGUAUGGCUGCUUAGCAGACUAGAAUUCCUGCAGUUUAAUCAGCACAGUCUGUCCCUGCAGAGGAAGCCUGUUUUUAAAAGUUUCUAUCAUGAGUCAAUCAGCCAGUCGAUGAGCCCUUAGUCCUCCAGCCAGCCCUAAAGGCAGACAUGGUGCCCACACUUCCCUGCCUGUGUGGGAGCUUCAGGCUCACCAUAAACCCAGCUUGGCAAUUGGUGGAGCACACGGGCCUCCUCCCUGGAGCUGCCACCCUGGCCCCACCUGGAGGUCACGGCCUUUGGCAGACACUUUCUUGGCCCCUAGGCAGUUGCAAAGUGAGUGGGACAGAAGCCCAAAGGAGACACUUGGACACAUCACUCCAGAAUCCACAUUUCUUCCUCUGUAUUCACUGUGGCUUUUGACAGGCAUAGAAUAAGUAAACAAUUUGCCCUGUAGGUUUUCCGAUACAGAUACUGAAAGUACAUAAAAUUCCCCAAUGCAUACACUGUUGUGAUUAUAUUCUUUGCAAUUCUGGUUUGAGAAGUGAAAGUGCACAGCAUUUGUAUGUAUGUGGAACCGUUCACUCUUAUUCACCUUGCUCAGCCCUCCCUAGGAUUUGAAUUGUUUGCUCCUGUGCUCCCAGGACACCUGUUAGGAAUGAUUGGCCAUUUGGACUCCCUGCCCUAUUUGACUCCAGGGAAACUCUUCAGAGCCACCAAGCCUUCUCUUCCUGCCCCGUGUAUUCUGUCUUCAGUGAAUCCUUUGGAGGUCAGUCUUGGACCUCCAGCUCUUUGAGAGUGGAGUCCAUGGGGAGGGGCUCACACAUCUGACCCACCCUGGCCAAAGAAGGUGAGACUUGGAGCACACACAAGAAGGGUGGGUCAGCUUGCUCCCCAGCGCCCUAAGGGACACCAAGAUGCUCCCUCAUGAUGCUGCCCUCACCCUGCCCCCGUUUGUUGAUAAAAACCUACACUGGGUUCCAUCCGUCACUGCAGUUGGCAAUCAGACUGGAAAUCUGGCCCCAUGACAGGAAUCUUUAUCUUUCCCAUCCUCCUGAGGAUAAAGUAAGAAUUGUUUGCUCAGAUCAGUUAAAAAGCAGGAGCUGUGUGGUUUAGGGUGUCCUUGGGAGCCUCAGAAGUCCUGAAGGACAGACAACCCUCCACCAGGAAGCUGCAGGUGCCCAGCCAGCCUUGCUGCCUCUUGGCCUGAUACAUCCAGUGGCCUUGGUCUUUGCAGCAGCAGCUGAGGCCUCCCUGACACUGGGUGCCCCACCUCCUCCAUAGUGGGUCCCCUCUGCUAGAGCUUGCAGUCAGCAUUAGCUGUGAAACAGGAUGGCUGAGAAGAGAGACCAGCCCUUGAAUUCUCUGGCACCUUCUCUGAGCACAGUUCAAACUGCUCACAUCCUUAUAAUCAGGUCAAUAGACCUAGCAGCUCUCAAGCUUGCCCUUGUCCUUUUCUGCCCUCUGAGGGAGUGCAACUGUGGCCCAAAGCAAGAGAAUGAGUAAGGCCUGGGCCAUGCCCAGAGCUACAAACCCAGGCCCCAGGAGGGACAGCGUGAUCCACUUCCAUGUGUAGGAGAGGAAGAGACCCAGGCCGCUGGCCAGCAGCACCGAGGAAGCCGCCAGGAAGCCCACUGCCAGCUGCCUCUCCCCCUCGUCUCUGUUGCACCAAGCCAGGAGGAGAGGCAGGGGGACAAAGAGAGUGAGGACCAGGGCCCCGUACACGCCGAGCCGGGCCAGGGCCAGCCCGACCCGAGGCAGCCCCAGGGCCUCCAGCUCCGGGAAGUGGUGGCACUGCAGGGAGCCGGUGUCCUCGUUCCACAGGCAGAAGUUAUAGAAGCCGAUUCUCAGGUUGGGCUGGUCAACGAGGUUGCCGGCCUCCCAGAGGAGAGCGUGGAACAGCAGGGCGAUGACCAUGACUGUGAGGCCCAUGGUGCUCAGGAACCGCAGGAGGUGGCCCCGCCCGGGCUCCGCGACAGCCAUUCUCUCGGGCACCUGAGGGGACAUAACACCUGUGACUGGCCAGCUCUCCCUCGCCCACUUCCAGUUUCUUCCCAAGCUCCCGUUCGCCCUUCUGGCAUUCCAGAAAAACAUGGUGCAGCAAACUCCUUCGCCCACCCGGAGAUGAGAAAUCUGAGUAGACCUACAGCCAGGACCCCUGUGUAUCGGGCCAGAGCCCAGGAGGUUAACGCCUCCCAGCAGCUUUGAAUGCCUGACAGUGCCCCACAGCCAGAGGUGCUGCUGAAGGCUAAAUAGGACAGACCACUGGAAAUAUCUGUUUUAUUGUGGGGUAAUUUCUCACAUCCUUAUCUGAGGGCAGGCUCUGACUGGAGGGAGGAUGAAAGCUUUUGGUUACUGGGAACCUGACUUGGCAGAGCAAGGUGGCUAAUGUGAGGCUCACCUGGGGAGCCCGGCUGCACACCAAUUAUUAACUCAGCUCUUCUGAGGCUUGGGGCCGGGCCCUGGGGUGUUUCCAAAGCUGUGUGGCCCAUUGCAGUGGGAGGCAGGGCUGAGGAGCUCUGCUACCACGUGAUUCUACCUGCCUGGCUUUGGGGACCCAUUACUGGCUUAAGACAAGAUGUCAUCUGGUGAUGAAAUCACAUCCUAGUACUCCUUACUUUUAAAGUUUACCUUGACAACAACAGUAAUCUAUGUUAAUUAUUAACUUAGAAAAUAUUUUUAAAAUAAUAUAUAUACAUAACCUUUAAUCCCACCCCACAUUUCCAGUUAAUAUUCUGAUGUUUAUUUUCCUGUUUGCCAAUAUAUUUUUAAACAAUCAUCCUGUUGAACAUAAGCCUUUUCCACUGAACAUUGUAAGCAUUUUUCAAAGCUGUUAAAUAUUCUUCAAAAACAUGCUUAAUGGCUGCAGUAUAGAUCAUAUCAUAGAUUUAUUCAUUAACUAUCAUUACACAAGUUGUUUCUGUAUUUCACCAUUAUAAUGAUAGUCAGUGAAGAUGCUUAUAUGAUUUUUGUUUGAUUUUUCCUUGGGCUAAAUAUUUUGAACUGCAAUAAUUGUUUCAAGGGUAGAAAUAUUUUUGCAGUGAUUUUGCUGUAUAUUGCAAAUUGAUCUCCAGAAAACUUGGUAGUUUUAAUCCCUCUAGUAACAUAAAAAGUACCCACUUCAUCAUUUUUAAAAAGUCCUUUCACUACUUUAAAAAUCAGAAAGCCUUCUUCAAAUUGGCCUCUAAAACAGUAGUCUGAAAACUACACACAAACACACAAUACACACACACUUUUUCCCCAAUAUUGAAUAAAACAGUCAUUUAUAUCCGAAGUGACCGUGGAACAUAGUUCUGCAAGGCCCAAGGCAAAGAUGGGGAGUAUGUGGCCUCCUCUGACAGCACUCCUGUCAGGGCUGCCAGGUGUCCAGCAGUGGUGAGUGGUGGCUGCUGGUGGCCCUCGGGAGGGGCCUGGUGCCACUCACACCCCUGAGGAUCAAUUUCUGGAGGGAUCACUCAGGAAGAACGGCUCCUCCACCUACAGCUAGCCGAAGGAAGUCUGGCUGUACACCACACCUGUUCUGUAAGGGUGGAAAGAGACCAAAUGGAAAGAAAGAACAUGGGAUGAGGGAAGGGGACAUGGGACAGGCUGAGUGGUAGGAAGGCCCCAUUCAAAGGACCUGAGUGUGUGCAAAUUAUGAGAAUAACAUUAGGGAGCAUUGGCUUGGGGUGAGUCCGGUGCCCCUUAGACAGAGACGUAAACCACCCACGUGCAGUGAGGCCCAACGCCUGCCCUCUGCCACCUCAUGCUGAGGCACUGCUCCGGGCAGCCAGUGGGCUUGCACCCGUGGCUUCUGAAGUGGGAAGAUGAGAGGUCAUCUCAGCAGAGGCCUGGAAGCUGCCUCUCUGCAGUGUUUACCAUUCAAAGGCUUUGCAGUAUCCAUACAUGCUGACUUAGCAGGGAAAUCUCGAGAGGCCAAAGACCACUCUUUGAAUAUAGCUGGGAGAUUCUCGGAGCAACAAUGCUUGCUACAGAAAGCUUUAUCAGGAAAAUAAAAUGUGCCUGUAGUCCAUACGUUAUUAAAUUGGUAUGAUGAGAAGUUUUAACCAGUCCAGGCCAUAUAGAAAAAUUCCUACAGAAACAUAUUUUGUAUGGCUCUGCAUAUUUAACAAGAAGCCUGUGUGGCAGCCCGUGGCCUGAACAGAACAGGCCUGUGGACCUCGGCGUGCAGCAGUCUGCAUGACCUGGGCAGCUAAUGCUUAACCUAUCAUCUUUGUAAGCCAGUAAAGAGAAAAAGGGUAAAUUAACCUUAAAAUGUAACUUUAAAACGAGAAACGGGAAGUAAGCAGGUGAGAAACUUGGCCUCACAAAAGAGCAAGAUGUAAAUGUACCCCAGACCUCUGGCAGUCAAAUGUUAAUCUAGUCUACCUGCUUCUUGUGUUAUCACUCUUGUGGUUACCUAUCGAUAACCACCCCCACCACCACCCCCCACCUCCACCGUCCAGACUCUUUUCCCGCACUUGCACCCUUAGGAAUGUCUUUGUCUCAAACCGUUAUAAAUGGCUUGCUGUCCUCUUUGCAUCAUGCGUUCAACUUCCCUGCCAAUGUAAUGCCCGCCCGGCCUGAGAGAGCCAUCAUGAUCUCUCCACCACUUCUUACCCUGUUGGUAUGCCCUGAAUAAAAGUUCAUGUAUCAGACAAUGCCUGGUGUCUUCUUUGGCCUCUGGACAGGCAAAGUCCUCAUGGGCCAUGACACCUGUAUAUGUGUUUUUAAUCAAUUUAGGUAUUUUUGGGUGUCAAAUGGAUUUCCAGGACUGGAACCCUGUGCUUAGCAGAAAUGAGAUUUGACUUGUUUCCAUUGUCUGGACAAAGGAGGUUGUAAUAAAACUAGGGAAAUAAAAACUAUAUUUCCAUUAUUUUAAGCUUACAAUUGGGUCCCCCCCAAAUAAUUAUAGCUAAAUGUUUUUGAUUUGAAAACAGAGCUGACUUUUUAAAAAGUGGCUCCUCAGAGGAGGAUAUUGCAUCACCUACCUCCUGCUGCAGCUACUGCCAGGCACCCAGCAACUUUAUUUUUGACUUCCUCAUUUUCUCUCAACUGACCAUUUGGAGGUUUUAAGUGCAGAGUGAAACAAAAUAAAAUGAGCUAGAAAGCCCAUGACACAAGCACGUGAAGAAGGUGGUAGUUUCCAGUUUCCUGUUUUCUUCUCACCUCUUUAUACACACAUGGAAUUCAGUACUAGUUCCUGAACCCGGUGCUUGAGGAUCUCCACCCUCUGGCACAACAACAACAAAAAACCUGAAUUUGCAAUUCUCCAUUCAGGCCCAGCUCAGUUCCAUCUUCUGCUUUUGCUUUGCAUAGCCCAGCAUCUGCUCAGGCUAUUCCCACGCUCAUCUGCCCACCCUCUCUAGCCACUCCCCAACUCCCUUGUUCUCUACCUCUCUAAAUCCUGCCGAUUCUUCCUGAGCAUUCCAGAACCACACACUGAAUUCAGCCAUAAACUGGAACGUUUGCACCACCAAAAUGUAAGCUCUCUGAGGAACAAGCUUCAUCUAUUUUGCUAUCCAUUUUAUCGCCAGAAUGGUGUCUGAUAUGUAGUAGGAACUCAAUAAAAUUUUUGAAUGAAUGGAAAUGACAUAAAGUAUUCUUCAGUUUUUCCUUCUUAAGAUAGCAAUGCUUCCUGAGGUGAGGAGACCUCUUUUAUGUCUCAUUGAAACACCCCCACAGCCCUCAGUACAGUGCUUGGCUGUUUCAAAAAUGCCUCCUAGGUGAGAUACGGAAAGAUGGGGAACUCUUGCACUGAGAGGUUGGAGGCUUGUCCUAGCUUCUUAUUCUAGAUGUUUUACAGUGGAAGUCUAUGGACAUGUGGCUGGAAACCUUGCACCACUAAGUGCCCCUCUUUCCUCAGCUAUCCUGAACACCUGUACAUUUUUUUGGCUUUUAACAUCCUAGUAAUCCUGUUCUCACCACAAUAAGCUUUUUAAUUCUCUUUCAUGAUAAGCCUGUGUUUCCUUCACAGGGCAAAAGGGAAGAUUGCUGAGUCAUUAUUGCCAAAUUUGGGUGACUUUUUUCCUGUUUAUAAUAAAGUAAUACAUGCUGAGUGUAGAAAACUAGAAAAAUACGUCAGUGUGGAGGAAAGCCGAAAAAUCAUCUAUAACUGUGUGUGAAAUGCCUUUGCCUUUUUUUUUAAAUCAAUUUGAGUUUUAGUUUGAAAUAACCUAACAACUUAUUUCUC